Mycena indigotica is the source of this 429-nucleotide messenger RNA. RefSeq lists its product as uncharacterized. Lineage: Eukaryota; Fungi; Basidiomycota; Agaricomycetes; Agaricales; Mycenaceae. Bases 22 to 429 code for a protein of 135 amino acids. Gene Ontology annotation, biological process: response to oxidative stress. The transcript is spliced from 3 exons. The record is from RefSeq and is a predicted model, not a curated record.
CUUCCGUAUUUCCUUUUCGCGAUGGCGAAUGUAGCGUUCACCAUCCCCUCGCGCCUGGCGCAAGUCACCCGGCCGUCGACGAAUGCGGCGGACGCACGUAUACGGGUAAUCCAGAUGUACCGCGACUGGUAUCGCUCCGCCCCGGAAAUUGUUUCGCAGUACUACCUUGAUGCCUCACCGACACAACUGCGGCAUGCUAUCCGCCUCCGCUUCGAGGCAAACCGCCACGUGACGGAUGUGCGCGCCAUCGACGUGCUAUUGCUGAAGAGUCGCCAGGAGUACCAGGAGACGAUGAACAUGUGGAAGCAGCCAGACCAUAUCUACGGUAUCAUGCUCCAACCCAGGGAGAGGCCACAGAGGACCUUCUUGCAGAAGUUUUAUGAAGGGAGAGACGAGGAGGCCAUUACACCUGCUGCGUCCGGCGUAUAG